Molecule: messenger RNA, 2934 nt
Organism: Orbicella faveolata
Lineage: Eukaryota; Metazoa; Cnidaria; Anthozoa; Scleractinia; Merulinidae
Product: salivary peroxidase/catechol oxidase-like
Biological process (GO): response to oxidative stress
Molecular function (GO): peroxidase activity; heme binding
Source: RefSeq, a predicted model, not a curated record
GACGCUAGCUAUUCUAAUGUCAGGGUUUCCAGUGAGCCGUGAUCACGGUCGCGACUGAUUUACCGGAAACAAUGUACAAACAUGACAAUUACAGGCGUACCGUCCUCGAAGCUACCGCGUUGCCCAGGACAAUUGUGCCCACAAAGUUCCUGUUCAUAGAAACCGCGAAUUGCUUCAUUACCACUCAGAUAUUUGCUUGACAUUCAUCAGAAGUGUUUUGUUUUUUCUUGAUUAUUUGUGGUGACAAAGCACAAUUUUUUGCCACAUAGUUAGGUGGUAAUGAGAGCUUAAGCUAGCAUAAAAGAAACCCACUCAAACCUCACCCUAAACCAAAACAAACAGGUUGUUUCAGAGAGGACGGAUUUGCAGUUGGCCGAGUCGCUUUAAUCUGGCAAAGGAUUUUCAAGUCAGGUUUACAGGUGGAAGGAACAGAGUAGAACGCGGCACUUUCAAGAGAAAAAAUGCAGCGAUUAAGCUUCUUCCUCGGGGUUGUGAUAAUUGUUGGCGUAUACGAAGUGCGUCAGUCGAGUUCUAGCAAUUCUGCACAGCUAGUAUUGGAUACGCUUAAGCAGGUGAACUGUGAUCCACUCAAGCAGGUACUAGCGUGCUUCAAGCGCUGGUAUCGCACGUUUGACGGCUCUUGCAAUAACCUGUGCAACGUAGCGCAGGGAUCCGCUGGGUCAAAGUUUGUCCGUUUUGUUCCACCUGCCUUCCAAAACGGUCAGGAUCCUAGAUUUGCGUCCGUGGUUCAACCCUAUCUGCUGGAGAACGCAAGAACGAUCAGUAACACCGUGUUUCUGAGCACGUCCGAAAACGCAGGCGCGGCACCCAACUUCACUCAUAUGACCAUGGCGUGGGGUUCAUUCAUAGACCAUGACUUCACGCUGACUGCGUCCAAUCAGACACAGGGAUGUGGAACCAAUAACGAACCGUGCCCCACUAACAACCCCGGAUGUGUCAGUAUCUCAAUCUCACAGGCAAACCCUGAUGAUCGAUUGAGGAACAAUCUAAGUGCGCAGUGCAUUCCUCUUUCAAGAUCAGCACAGAAGUAUGGCGAGCAGAUCAACCUGGUCUCGUCCUACAUGGAUGGAUCAAAUAUCUAUGGCGUCAAUUGCCAAGAGGCGGAGACGGUCCGAGACCGCAAGGGAAAUCUCGGAUUAUUACGAGUAGUUCCCCUGCCAGUGCCUAGCUCCGAUAGGAUGCCAAUCUCUCCACCAGCUGAUCCAGGAUCGUUUUGCAGAUCUCCAAGGCCUUCCGUUAAACCGUGUUUCCUUUUUGCCGAUUUUAGAGACAACGAGAACCCUACAUUGAUGACAAUUCACAUCCUUCUUACACGUGAACAUAAUCGAAUCGCUCGAUUUCUUCACAGUCUUAACCCAGGAUGGAACGAUGAGCGACUCUUCCAGGAAGCACGAAAAAUCGUGAUCGCUCACAUUCAGCACAUCACGUACAACGAGUGGCUUCCUAUAUUGUUUAGUGAUCACGUGCGGAGACUGAACGGUAUUUUGCUGGAGCCGCGAGGCAAAUUUUUUAAAGGCUACGAUUCAGACAUGGAUGCAACAACGUUCAAUUCCUUAGCCUCAGCCGCUUUCAGGAUGGGCCACUCGCUGAUUCGGGAAACGUUUGGACAGUUCAACAAAUAUUUUACAAGACUGGGUGAGGUUAGCGUCACCAGGUUCUUUGACCCAUCUUCUCUGUACAAACUUGAGAACAAUGGAAUCGACGGUUUAAAUUUGGGGCUAGUCAGAGAACAAGCCCAACAGUUUGAUAGAAACUUUGCUGAAGCUAUACACGAGAGCCUAGUGAUGCCAGGACCUGGGGAUGGUGUCGUUGCAGAUUUGUUGUCCAUUAACAUUCAGCGCGGUCGAGACCAUGGCUUAGCACCCUAUGUCGACUUUCGAGUGGAGUGUGGCGGGAUUGCCAAUACAUUUGACGAUCUACUAGCGGACAUCGAUCCAAGCCAGGUGGCGAGGAUUAAAUCAUCUUACGUCCAAGAUUACAAUAACAUUGACGCAUUUCUUCGAGAUAUUGAUUUAUAUGUUGGAGGCAUUAGCGAGAAUCCGCAGGCUGGGUCUAUUUUGGGACGGACUUUCACCUGUAUCAUCGCCAGGACCUUCCAGAGGUACCGUUUCGGGGAUCGCUUCUGGUACGAGCGCGACGACCCCUACACUGGAUUCACCUUGGAGCAGUUGGACUCCAUCAGACAAGGAAGCUCGCUUGCAAAAAUUAUCUGCGAUAAUUCAGACAAUGUGAAGGAAAUUCAGCCGAGAGUGUUUGAAAAUAGCACAGAUGUGGUUCACUGUGAUGAUAUCCCAUCGAUCAACCUGAAUUUGUGGAAAGAAGAACCAGGAUAUGUCUCCAGAUUAAAGGAAUCUAAAAGUUGCAACGAAAAGGAAUAAACCCGAACAGGACUCGACAUGCCUGUGGAAAGAGACUAGUUUUUUUAACGUUUCUCCGCCAUUUUUGUUAAUAGCAUUUUAUAUAAUCAUUCUCUUUGACAACUAGAUUAUGAGCUCGAGAUUUCUGUGUUAACAACCGCACACUGCUGGUAUACUCAUUAUCUGCAACAGAGUAGAUAGUGGGUAGCGUCGGUAGCCGAUAAGAGAACUGAGCUUUCGUAACAGAACGCUUGUAGAUUUAUACUAAAGAAGUGUAUAACUAAGUGAAAUGUGUAUUUUUUAGAUGCACUAGUAAGCCGUUAAUUGCGCUUGACUCCGUUCCCUUAGAUUGCUCAACGACCACUCUCAUUAUGGCACAAAAUCCUAUUCUGAUAGAUUGAAAUAAAUAGUCUAAAUCAAAAUUAAAAAAGAGACACUUGUGCUUUUAAUGGAAGCACGUUGUGGAACCACCAUUACGUACCUCUGAAGAUCGAAAAAGAAAAAUCACUGGCUUGCCGCUGUGUUAUUGAGCAAAGUAGACCAAGGCCCGUCUACA